Messenger RNA from Caenorhabditis angaria, 1025 nucleotides. Lineage: Eukaryota; Metazoa; Nematoda; Chromadorea; Rhabditida; Rhabditidae. The record is from the annotation of a GenBank genome assembly.
AUGGCAAAUGAUAAUUUGAACAAUCAACUUUUUAUAAAAAGCAAAUGGAUACGAUUCAACGAAACUGCUUUUAAUAGCGUCGAAGAGGAUAUAGGAGUUAUGGCGAGAGCAUAUGAAAGAGAGGAGAGAAGUAAGUUCAAUCAAUAAUAAUGGGAUACUUCAAGAAGAAAAACAUUUUUUUCCAUCAAUUCAUUAAAUUUCAUGACUGAUUUUUCCAGUGCGAAAUGAAAGAUCCACAUUCUCCAGUUUGCUGGAAUUAUCAGGAAAAGAAUUGAAGAUGAAAAUUUUCGACAUCAAUCUGUUACCAAAUAGCCGACAAUGUCCAAUCUGCGGACAAGUUAUUCUGAUUACAGAAGUAGCGGCAGAUAAGUUCUCAGUAAGUAGUGAUAAAGGGUUAUGUUCCUCUAUAAAAAAUUUCAGUUUCGUUGUUGUUCCAAGCAUUUGGCACCGCGAUCGAAAACACUAUUCGACAAUUCGAAUUUGAAAUUCGAAUCUAUAAUAAAGAUCAUUUGGUAUUUGUCUGGAAAGUAAGUUACAUUUGGAUUAUCAAAAAUGAUUACUUCAUUUUUCAAGAUUUGAUAAUGCACAAAUUCACGCAAACACAAAGUGCGCAAUAGGAACAAUUGAAAAACUAAGAAAGAAAUUGAGUUUCUUCGAAAUCGCGUAAGUUUUUGGUUGGAAAUUUAUGUAGACCAAAUUAGUUCUUUCUAUGAAAUAUUAUCGAAAAUCUACCACGCGCUCCAACGCAGACCGCGUCGCGCCACAACACACACAAAAAAGGGAGGGAAUUUGAAUCGUUCCCUUAUUUGUGUGUUUUGUGGCGCGGCGCGGUCUGCGUUGCGUGUUUAUUUCGGUGGAGCGAGUAGUACCGAUGAGAUUUUCGAUAAUACUAAUUAUAUUUUCGAAUUCUACAAUAUGAUUAUUUCAGCGCCGAAAUGCCACAAGAAACUAUUUUCGAUCAAUUCAUUAGGGCGAUAAUAGCAAAAAAUUUGGAAAUGGUCGGAAAGAAAAAUGAAAGUGAAUGA